Messenger RNA from Paramecium pentaurelia, 1490 nucleotides. NCBI's taxonomy places the organism in Eukaryota, Ciliophora, Oligohymenophorea, Peniculida, Parameciidae. The record is from the annotation of a GenBank genome assembly.
AUGAGUAAAAGAAAUAAUAGUCUUGCAGAUAGAAAGAAAUCCAAAAGCAAAUUAAAGACAGCAAUAUCGUAAAGAAAAAAUUCUGAUUCACAAGAGAAUAAUUUCUAUUAUGAAUUCCAAAAUUUCUAUAAUCAAGCUUAGACCACCACUUUUAUGAAGUUUGAAUACAUGAAAGAAUUUUUUAACUUAGGUCUUACAGAAUUUCCGACUGAUGAAGAAAUUAAUUAAAUAUAACUUGAGAUUCUAACAACUAGUGGAUGGAAUACAAAUUUAAAGAAAAAUUGGACAUUAAAUGAAAAGAAAGUACUCAUUUGGUUAGUUGGGAAACUUAGCUAAUUAAGAAAUGAAGACUUAAGAGAUUUAUCUGCUGAACUUUUUGAAGAAGUUUCAAAAAUGAUAUGUCGUAGAGAUAAGGAAUAAUGUAAAUUAAAAUGGACUUAAAUGCAAAAAGUUGCAUUGUAAUAACAACCUUUUAGACCUGAAGAAGAUAAAAAGUUAUAUGAAAUUAUUAUGCAAUAUUAAUCAAUUGAUUAGGGGUAAAAGUGGAGUCAAAUUUCAUAAGAAUUAAAUUAGAAUUCAACUGUUUAUCGCUCUAGUAAAUAAUGUCGUGAAAGAUGGUUAAAUCAUCUCAAUCCUAAAAUAUCAAAGUAUCAUUAAAUUAAUACUAAAAAUAGAGAACCUUGGACUGAUGAUGAAGAUAUAUAAUUAUUAACUAUAGUUAAAGAGAUGGGUAGAAGAUGGGCAGAAAUUUCUAAAGUUAUGGAUGGAAAAAGAAGCGAGAACAAUUUAAAAAAUAGAUUCAAUAGUUUAUUAAAAAAAGAAAAAGAUUUACCUUAUCUGUAAUAAUUUAAAUAUUCUAUAUAUUUAGAUAAACUUAAAAUGGAUCAGUCACUAACUUAGAUGAUUUGUUAUCUGGCUAUACUGGACCUGAAAUAACAGAUCUACAAAGAUAAGUAAUUGAAGCUGUUUUGGCUAAGUUAAAAUGGAGAAGUUCAGAAACUUAAAAUAAAAACAAUCACAAAAAAUCAAUAGACAUAUAAGAAUUAUAAAAUAAUCAUGUAAAAUCUACAUUCUAAUAAUAAACUUCAUAUACUAUUGGAAAUAUUGAAUAAGAAUAUGAUAUUCAAGGAUUAACUCCUUGUUUAGUAAAUGUAGAUAAAAACAUCAUUUAUUUUUGUACUCAUGAAAUUCUAGAAUAAUUUUACGACUUUCAUCAAUAAAAACAACAAUAAUAAUUUAAAGAUCAUCUCCAUAGAAUUAAAAGUGAAUUACAUAUCUAUGAUACAGGAUUCCAAAAUUUUAAAUCUACUCUAAGUAUGAUAGAAGAAAUCGACGAUUCUUAAAGAAGUCAUUAAAAUCUUUAUACAAAUGAUAUAGAUGGUUUUUUCAAUCUCGAAACACCUCAAACAUUUUCUUAACCUGUUUAUGUAAAUCCAAUUGAGAUUAUCACUCAUUCCGCCAUGAAAUACAUCCACCGAUGGAAAACUGAU